AUGUCUUUCAACGAAACGUGCAUACCAGGGACUAUUUACGAAGGAGAAGAUGACGUCAAUGAUUCCUACUACAAGAGCCACGAUGCACCAGCACCGCCUCUGACGCUUCCGGCCUGGGAGAUUGCCCUGAAGGUGACCUUCUACGUGAUCGCUAUGGUUCUUGACAUCGUAGGAAACUCCAUGGUGCUGAUGAUUAUCUUGCUGAACAGGAAGAUGAGGAAUACCACCAACUUGCUGCUGCUGAAUCUCACCAUUAGUGACCUGAUGGUUGGCGUGUUCUGUAUGUGGGUUCACAUGGGUAAUCAGAUCUCGUCCAACUGGCCGUUUGGGGCUUUCCUGUGCAAAUUCAGCCCCUUUUGCCAGGUGCUGUCCGUCACUGCCAGCGUGCUGACACUGACUGUGAUUUCUAUAGAGAGGUUCAUCGCCGUGGUCUACCCUUUCAGACGCCACUGGACACCUCAAAUCACUGGCUUCAUCCUGGGUUGUACGUGGACUGUCGCUAUUGCGACAGCAGCCCCACAGCUGGCGGUUGGUAAAAUGUUCGUCAUCCAUUGGAGGGACCGAACCGAGAUUUAUUGUACCGAUGACUGGCCAUACUACUAUAAUGAUAACUGCGAAUUAUGGACGCCAGGCCGUGUUAUCGUCUGCCUGAUUCAAGGAGUGGUGAUGUUUUUUGUCCCUCUCGUGAUCAUUAUCGUCGCUUACACAAUUAUUGUGAUCAGACUGCUGAUUCGCAGAGCCCCAGGGUCACUAGUCAGCACGACCUCAUCUUCACAAGAGAAAGCCAAAAGAAAGGUAACUAAGAUGCUUAUUAUAGUAGUGACCACUUUCAUCAUUUGCUGGACGCCUCAGCAGAUAAUUCUUCUCUAUGGCCAGCUGAAUGAAGACCGUAAGCCUGAAUACUACCGUACUGUGAGGUACAUCGCCUUAUACAUAGCCUACUUCAACAGUGCGCUUAAUCCUAUUCUGUACGGCGGAUUCAACGAAAACUUUCGAAACGGUUUUAUUGAAGCAUUUAGGUGUUUCCUAAUAAAAAAACGAAACAAAAUUGGACCAGACAGUGUCAUGCCAUGGUCAAAGAAGCCUCGCACUGACAUGGAGGGCUACAGCACUGACCUGAAAAUCAUCUCCGCCUCGCAGAUUACUCCAUCCACAGGUAUCGGUAAUGAUGUCACACAACAGCAAUAUAACGGAUAUUUACAGAUACCAGCAGACCCCACGGUAAAGCGGGCCGCACUGUCAUAUAAUCAAGCUAACAAUAAUACAAAUGAAAAAAAUUCACCUCCGGAGACGGUUAUGACACUGAAAAUACCAACACAAGCUAAACUGAAAGAACCACUAGAAAGCAAAGGAUGA
Molecule: messenger RNA, 1356 nt
Organism: Candidula unifasciata
Lineage: Eukaryota; Metazoa; Mollusca; Gastropoda; Stylommatophora; Geomitridae
Source: the annotation of a GenBank genome assembly